GCCGCUGCCUCUGGUUCAGCAAUACACUUUAGAGUGCAGAACAUAUGGGAAUAAAUCGCCCUCCCCUCUUCUGGGCGACCCUGGUCACUCCUACGGUCUCUGAAAAUAUUAAUUCGGCACAGUGCAGUGGUGAUAGCAAUGCCAAAGGAAAUAGAAUGACAGGCAGAGGACAUGGGAUAAAGAACAACCUCUCUUUCACUACCACAGAUUUCAUUUGGAUCGGUUAGAGCUCAAUCUUCAGCCCAGUGGUGGAGGGGAUCUCAUGCAUGAAGAAGCAAUCUUGGAUUGGGUGUUAGACCUCCAUGAAUCUAAACCAGAUGUAAUAGAGAAUGUUGAUCGUAAGACAUUGCAGGUGUUGAUUGAAGAAGUGGAACAUUUAGCUGUGUUCUUCUAUGAUGACAAGUGUGAAACUUGUCCGUCAAUUUUGGAAGACUUGGAGACUAUUGAUGAUGAUACUGAUAGGGAAGGAAUUCAAUUUGUUAAAUCAAAAGAUUCAAAACUUGCAUCAGAGAUUGGUAUUUUUAGUUUUCCUGCAUUGGUAUACUAUGAAACAGGUGUUCCUAUAAUGUACAGUGGUAAUCUUAGGGAUGAGGACAAAGUUCUGAAAUGGCUAAAAGACCAGAAAAAUGACGACGAUGACGACGACGACGAUGAUGAUGAUGAUGAUGAUGAUGAUGAUGAUGAUGAUGAUGAUGAUGAUGAUGACGACGACGACGAUGAUGAUGAUAAACGUAUUGAUAUUCAACGAGGCGAUGGCUGUUUCUACAUUGGAGUUGGAGGGAAAAGCACCGUCCCCACCCAUUCCUAUCAGCCCUACCAGUGCUGUCCAAGCAAGCCCAGCAAGCAGAGCUCAAAGAGUGCCAGGCCCAGCGCCUCUGCAGCCACGAGAGCAAAGUCAACUGCUGGUAAAAAGCCUACGCCACAAGCCAAAGGUGCACCGCCCUCAAAGCCAUUCUCCAGUUCAAGCAGCAGCAAGAGCCGUUCUGACAGCACAACCAGCAAGCCAACUAAAGGGUCCAAUAAAGGCUAUUCCUUCCCUCCUAACCCAUCAGCAGACAAGCCAAAGAAAGGAAGAAAGGUUCUAGAUGAAAGUGUCAUUUCUCAGCAGCAAAUCAAAAAUGUAGAUUCAAAUGAAUGUGGACAGGUGAUACAUCAUAUUUCCUCCAAAAUCAUAUGUGCUAUGGACAAUGUUUAUUUAGGCAACCUGUUAGAUGAACAUGAUGUUUUGGAAUGGAUAAUUGAUCAGAAGAAUGAUGAGAGUAUUGAAGAAAUUGAUCGUGAAAAACUUUUCAAGUACAUCGAAACUAAGGAAUUUCUCGCAGUUGUUUUCUACAGCGAAGAGAAUCCAGAAUCUCCUAAAGUCUUGAGGCAUGUUGAGCUCAUUGAUGAUGAAGCUAGUCAGUAUGGUAUUAAAGUUGUCAAAUGCCAGGAUCGAUUCAUGGCUAAAAAAUAUGGUUACCGAAAUCCUCCUGGAAUAACAUACUUUCGCAAAGGAAAAUACAUUAACUAUGAUGGUGAUAUUGAUGAUGAUGAAGAAAUCCUUGAUUGGCUUACAAGUCCAGAAAAUAUGGAACUCACUGAUCAUAUAGAACGAGUAAAUCGAAAAAUGUUCCAGAAAAUUAGACAAACUUCAGAUUAUGUUGCUGUAUUCUUUUACAGUGAUGACUGCAAGCAGUGCGGACGUGUUCUAGCUGAAUUAGAGCAUAUUGAUGAUGAAGCAGAUGGUGCUGGUAUCAAUUUUGUUAAAAUUGAUGAUAAGACUAUGGCCAAGGAAUUUGGUGUCUUUGCACUUCCUGCAGUUGUUUUCUUCAAGAUGACAUCGAAAGAGCCAAUCAUUUAUGCAGGAGAUUUAUAUAAUGAGGAACAAAUUCUAAGCUGGCUUCUCACUCAGAAGAAUCCAGCUGGAGAUGUCAUAGAAGCUGUGGAGGGUGAUGAGUUGCUCCAUCUCAUUGAUCGCACAAAUUCUUUGGCUGUUUAUUUCUGGAACCAGACACUGUGUGACCUUUGCAAUUCGAAGGCAUUUCGCAAACGACAUAAGAAAGAUGCUGAACAACAUAAGGUCACGGAAGGGGAAGAAGGCAACAAUACUGGCUCAGAAGGGCAAUUUGAGGGUAUCUCUAGCCUUGACUUCAGAGUUGCUGAACGUUAUGGAGUGAAUGACCUUCCUUCACUGGUAUAUUUUGAGGAUGAAGUUCCUAAUGUAUUUGAAGGCAACCUCAUGCAAGAGGAAGAGGUACUCAUGUGGCUAAUAACACAGAAAACAGAAGACAGAAUUGAAUUAAUAACACGACAAAUGCUUGAGACUAUGGUGGAAGAUAUUCAAUAUCUAGCAGUUUAUUUCUACAAAGAUAACUGCAACAUUUGUGAAGAUAUUCUGGAAGAUCUAGAGAAUAUUGAUGAUGAAUUAGAUGUUUAUGGCAUUCAUUUGGUAAAGAUUCAAGAUCCUCAGUUAGCAAAACGUUACUCUAUUAAGACAUUCCCAGCUAUGGUGUAUUUUAGAAAUGGAAAUCCUUUAUUAUAUGAAGGUGAUUUGCAAAAUGAAGAGUCUGUUUUAGAAUGGCUUAUAGAUGAUGACAAUCGAGAGUUGGCAGAUGAGAUUGAAGCAGUUAAUGACCGAAUGCUGGAAAGAUUACUUGAUGAAUCCCCAUUUCUGGCAGUAUUUUUUUAUGAUGAAGAUUGUCCUGAAUGUGAAGAAAUUCUCGAGUCUCUGGAACAGAUUGAUGGAGAAGCAGAUCAAUAUGGAGAUUUGAAUGAUGAAGAAAAGAUUUUAACAUGGUUAACUUCUCAAGAUAUCUUUGAAAUAAAGAAUGAAAUUGAAGAAGUAAACCGUAAAAUGCUGGACAAACUGCUUGAUGAAAAUGAAUUUUUGGCUGUAUAUUUCUAUGAAGAAGAUUCAGAAGAAUGUGAAACUGUGUUGGAAGAAUUAGAGAAAAUUGAUGGUGAGACUGAUAAUUUGGAUAUUAGUCUGGUUAAAAUUGCUGAUCCACGCUACGCACGAAAAUGGGGUGUCACAAAGCUACCUGCGAUUGUAUACUUUCGCAAACGAUUUCCAAGUAUAUAUAGAGGAGAUCUUUUGGUUGAAGAAGAGGUGUUGGAAUGGCUAAGGAAAAAUCGUUUUAGACAAGCGGAGCUUAGUGUGUUCAUGUAUGCUGUGAUAGCCAUCUCAGUGACAUUCUGUGUUUACACAGCAUGGCUUAUGUCCUGCUUCAAGCCACACUUGAAACAGGCGUGAGGGUGAGGUCUGUGAAAUAAGUGUUGCAACGAGCCAGUUGGCUCAGGGAACAAUCUUUGUGAAGUCGGCAGGGGUGUCCGGAAAAGUUAAGGAUAUCACUCAUUGUUAAUUCAGCAAUCCAAUAUUACACUUUGCAUUAAUAUUUUAUUUUUCAUAAAUUGUCUUACAGUUAUACUUGCCAUUAAAAUUAUUUCAGAAAUUACUUUGUUUUGUCAUCAGUCACUUUUCCGGCACCCCAGGUAUGAAGAUAGAAAGGAAUUAUUUUCCUUCAAGAUGUAUAAAAAAGAGGACAAUGUUUUAACUUCUUGUGUGAAAUGUUAAAAUGAUAAGAACUGAAUGAAAAAACAUUUUCACACAUUCAUCAGAAACUACUAUCCAUUAGAACCAACAAAAAUCCUAUUUAACUGUAUUAUUUUACCUCUUAAACACAUAAUGUAUUCAUCAUGUAAAGUAAUACAUAAAAUUCCAUAGACAAGUCUUCUAGAGAUGGAUUUAGGUUGAAUACAAUGUAUCUUGAAAUUCUGUAAAAUCAGUAUGCACCAUUCCUGCAGGGUAUCAUAUUUGGGCAUCAUUUUAUGAAUAAAAAUAUUUAUCAAAUAAAAAGUAAUUAUUCACUUUGUUGCAUUUCUUCAUAUAAAAUGGUGACCCAGAACUAACGAACGUUAAAGAAUGUUUUCAGCAUGAUCAACAUAUAAAAAAGUAAUGUGCCCCUGUUAUUGCAACCUAUCCUUCAAAAUGUUCAAACGUAAAUGAAAGUAAAAACCUCACAAUUUUAAGCAAGAAGACAAAACAUGAUUUUUUUUUUUUUUUUAAUAUGAAUUUUCAGAUUGUGAAGCAGUAUUAAGAGACAUAUAAUAUAUAUAUAUAUAUA
Gryllus bimaculatus (two-spotted cricket) is the source of this 4103-nucleotide messenger RNA. NCBI's taxonomy places the organism in Eukaryota, Metazoa, Arthropoda, Insecta, Orthoptera, Gryllidae. The record is from the annotation of a GenBank genome assembly.